Molecule: messenger RNA, 558 nt
Organism: Cylindrotheca closterium
Lineage: Eukaryota; Bacillariophyta; Bacillariophyceae; Bacillariales; Bacillariaceae
Source: the annotation of a GenBank genome assembly
AUGAGGCAAUCAAAAAGAAGGAAGAAGGUUGCGAAUGAAAUGGAAAUCGGCGAUGGAAGUGAGGAUGAUGAUCAUGGAGUAGGCAACGAUGAACUCCAUUAUGAUGAUGAUGAUGAUGUUGAUGUUGAGGAUGCAUCGUCUAUGCAUGAUGAGCCAAGUGAAGAGCAGCGCAAUGAUGAAAACACUACAGAAAGAAGCAAUGAUGAAUCUGGACACGAAAGUAAUUUUCUAGAUAUUUCUUUCUUCAAACUCCCCUGUCUACAACAGGCCAAGCUUGAAUCGCCACAGAGCCCAUUUUACGUUCUGGCGGGUAGCUUCAUUGCUCUCAAACAUACCUUAUUGAAGCCUCGCUGGUUUCAGUUGUUCUACCGUGAAACUGAAGAGAGCAAGGCUUAUGAAGAUAUUAGAAUUUUCCACGAGUUGCUUGGGUUGAGCCAAAAGGAGUGCUUGGACGUUCUUGUUGCUUCAGGACUUGUAGGACCAAACAAGAACUGUCAAAUGAAAGCAAAGAAAGCCAUAUUCGAGGUAUCGUGGAAGGUGGCUUUGAUUUUGAAAUAA